AUGAAGGUUUCUGAAGACCGAGUGUCGUCCCCCAAAGACAACAGCGCCACCACCAGGCCAGACCCGGCCACUGACGGCCAGAGCACGAGCCCCGAGGAGCCCAACAACAAGAAGGAGACGCAGCCUGUGAAGCACGUAAAGUCCAACGGCCGGUUAAAGCUGGUCCGGGGCCUGGCUGUGUGUGAGGACCCUGCAGCUGCUCCUCAGAACCUGCAGGUUUCAGCCAAUCAGCAUCAGCCAAUCAGCAUCAACCAAUCUGCAUCAGCCAAUCAGCAUCAGCCAAUCAGCAUCAACCAAUCUGCAUCAGCCAAUCUGCAUCAACCAAUCUGCAUCAGCCAAUCUGCAUCAGCCAAUCUGCAUCAGCCAAUCUGCAUCAACCAAUCAGCAUCAGCCAAUCAGCAUCAGCCAAUCAGGGUAGAGCUCUCUCACUAA
Knipowitschia caucasica is the source of this 432-nucleotide messenger RNA. NCBI's taxonomy places the organism in Eukaryota, Metazoa, Chordata, Actinopteri, Gobiiformes, Gobiidae. The record is from the annotation of a GenBank genome assembly.